This is a messenger RNA of Caenorhabditis briggsae, 3297 nucleotides long. It is a transcript of the gene Cbr-itsn-1, whose product is annotated as Protein CBR-ITSN-1. Gene Ontology annotation, molecular function: protein binding; molecular adaptor activity; calcium ion binding. Gene Ontology annotation, cellular component: presynaptic membrane; clathrin-coated pit; cytoplasm. Gene Ontology annotation, biological process: clathrin-dependent synaptic vesicle endocytosis; endosomal transport. NCBI's taxonomy places the organism in Eukaryota, Metazoa, Nematoda, Chromadorea, Rhabditida, Rhabditidae. The record is from RefSeq and is a predicted model, not a curated record.
AUGACGAAUCCUUGGGAAGUUAGCGAUGCUGAGUAUCAGAAAAACUUGUCAAUGUUCGGCCAGCUUACGAACGGUCAACAGUAUAUGGACGCGACGACUGCAAGGAAUGCUCUGAUGCGAAGCAAUCUGCCAACUCCCAUUCUUUCACAGAUCUGGGCACUGUCUGAUCUUGAUAAAGAUGGUCGUCUCGAUAUUCGGGAAUACUCCAUUGCUAUGAGACUUGCUUUCAAUUGUUUAGCCGGAAUGCCUUUGCCGCCUCAGCUUCCACCUUCACUCCUGAUGGUUCCCGCUAGAACCAUGCAACCGAUGUGGCCGGGUAGUAGACAAGGAAGUGUAGACUACUCUCAAACGUUACCAGCUGGAAUGGAUCGUAGAAUGUCUCUAUCCUAUACCCCGUCAGCUCCAGUUUCCAUUGCUGGAACACCAUCAAGACAUAAUUCAAUAUCAGCUGCGGGAAGUCCACUCAACACUGAUAGAAGUGUCUUCGAGGGUCGUCAAUUAGAUAACUGGGCCAUUCCUCAUCAUAACAAACUGAAAUACUCUCAACUUUUUAAUGCACUUGAUAAAGAUCGAUUGGGAUCACUGAGCAGCCAAGUAGGCAGAAGUGCUCUAGGAUUAUCAGGUCUUCCCACUAAUGUAUUAGCUCAUAUUUGGUUUUUAUCGGAUGUUAACAAAGAUGGAAAGCUGUCUGUUGAUGAAUAUGCAAUCUCGCAGUACAUGAUUGAAAUGUUCAAAAGCGGCUACUCUCUUCCUAAAGUCACUCCACCAGAACUCGUCCGAAUGUGUGGCAUCUCUUCCCGUUCCGCAAACAAUACUCCUGAACUUGAACCUGGAGCAGAACCCCCUCAAAAAUCUCCUGCUCCUAAAACUUUCGAAGACAAGCGCCAGGACAACCUUUCCAAAGGACAAGCGGAACUGGAGAGACGACGGAAAAUCCUCGAAGAAGAGGAGCAAAGAAGACGUGCUGAAGUUGAGAAGAAGGAAAGAGAGGAAGCUGCGAAGCGAGAAAGAGAGCGGUUGGAGAAGGAACGACAAGCGGAAUUGGAACGACAAGCUGAGUUGGAAAGAAUGAGAAUGUUGGAAGCACAACGGGAAGAGGAGGAGAAAAAAAAGAGGGCGGAGUUGGAGAAGAGGAAAGAAGAGGAAGAGAAGAUGAAAAAACAGCAGAUGGAGAAAGCCAAAGUUAAGCAAAUGCAGGUAUCUAAUGAACGAAUCAUUUGGGAAUAUAUUCAUAAUUUUAAUUUUAAUAACCAAAAACAACAAGAGAACGAGAGGCUCGCGCAACGCCAACAACGAGAGAAGACUCUUCAAUUUCAAUUGCAAGCACUUGAUGAGAAAGCGACAGAUGUUGAAAUUGAUAUUGGAAAAGCUAAGGAUGCGGUUGCUGAAGUCACUGGAUCUAUUGAACAAAUGAGAGCUACAAGAGACGAGAAGGUCACGAAGAUUAAAGAAUUGCAAGAGACCAAUCAGAAGACUGCCAUCGAAUCUCAAGAACUGAGUCAUCAACUUCUCCAAAAACAAUCAUCUCACAAGGAAACAACGCAGAGAAAAAAUGAGUUGGAAGCCUUCCGUCGAAAACGAGAUGCUAUGCGAAAAGCAAUUGAAGACGCAGCAUUGGAACUAUCCUCUGAAAAAGAGAAGACUUACAAUCAAUCUGAAACAUUGAAAACCAAAAAAGAGAAAUACAAUAGCGAUGUUUACUCGAAAUUAGUUGCCAAACGGGAGGAAUAUAGAAAAAUGUUCGAGCUCUAUGUCCAUUCUCAAACACAUGCAAAGAGCAAGAUUGGAGAGUUUGAAGCUAGUAGAAUUGAGCAAGCUCCGCCCCCUCCAGUUGUUCAAACACAAGCACCGGUGAAUGGUGUUACAACUACUAAUUUCAAUGAUGCAUUUGCUGAAUUCGAUAAAACUGAUACUAGUCAGAAGUUCGAUGCAGACUUUGGUGGCUCAUCCAGCAACGUGGAUCCAUUCUCACAAGUUCAUGCCCCAGUACAGGCACAUUCCAAAGGAGCUGUUGAUCAGUCGUCAUUUAACAUUCAUGAAACUCACAAAUGUCGCGCCCUUUUCGCAUUUGAGGCUAGAUCUGAAGAUGAGCUGUCUUUUGAACCAGGAGAUGUGAUAAUUGUGUUCCAAUCUCAUGCUGCCGAACCAGGAUGGCGUGCUGGUCAACUUCGGGAAAAAGUCGGUUGGUUCCCUGAAGCAUUUGUGGAAUCCAUCGCCGCAGUUCCCGCUCCUGGUGACGAGCCCCCGAUUCAGAAUAUGCCUCCCAACAUGACUCCAAGUUCUUCUAUUGACCAAAUCGGAGCACGAGCAGCUCGUAAAGCUGAAAUCGAAGCUGCACUGGCAAAAGGUUCAUCGGUGGAUGCCUCAGUACCUCCAGCACCUCUUACUAUAAUUUGCCAAUGUGUUGCACAAUUCCAAUGGCGUGCUAGAAACGAGGAAGAUUUAUCAUUUGCAAAAGGAGAUACGAUUGAGGUUAUAGAGAAGCAAGACAUGAAGUGGAAGGGAAGAAAUCCAAAUGGAGACAUUGGAUGGUUCCCGAAGAGUUAUGUGAAGGAAGUUGGAACUCCUACCACUCCUGUUACUUCUCCUUCUAAAGAUGUUUCAUCUCCUCCAUCAGCUGGUGCACAAUACGACGUGGUUCCAGCAGAUAUUAAUAUUCAAGCUCAAAAUUCUUCUGGUGAAGUGUACAAGGCAAUCUACGAUUUUGAAGCUGCAGAAUCGACAGAUUUGGCUCUGAAUGUCGGUGACACUAUUGUGGUGCUUGAGAAAAAUGAUGAAUGGUGGAAAGGUAGAUGCAAUGGAAAAGAAGGAAUCUUCCCAGCAAACUAUGUCGAAUUGGUACCACAAGGUGCUGUGCCAUCAGCCGCUCCAGCUGCCCCAACAGCUUCAGCCACUCCUGCUCCACCCCCGACUGUGAUCUGCGAAGCAAAAGCUAUUGUUGAAUUCACUUCUUCUGCAGCAAACCAGCUUGGAAUUAAAGUUGGAGAAAUCAUAAAAAUCCGAGAGAAGUCCGCAGCAGGAUGGUGGGAAGGAGAACUAAUUCGAGAUGGAAAACCAUUCGCUGGCUGGUUCCCUGGUGAUUAUGUUAAAGUUAUUGAGAACACCACCCCAACUUCACCAUCGAAGUCUGUGCGAGCUACUGCUCUUUAUGAUUACGAUGCUUCGCAAACCGAUGAACUCACUUUCAAAACUGGAGAUGUCAUUGUUGUUACCGAUAGAUCGGAAGCUGAGUGGUGGAGUGGCCACAGAGCUCAAGAGCCAACAGAAACUGGACUUUUCCCAUCUAAUUAUGUAGAA